UCAGCAGUAGCGUGUACUGACAGCCUAGAACCCACAAACACGUGAACGCACCCUAUGCAAAGCUGGUUGGAGAGUUCUCCGCCGUAAAGAACGUCUUUAUCGCAGGGAAGCAGCAACAAUGCACAACAGUUCUAGGAAGUGUGUUCAACUUGCUUUGCUUAGUGGAAUUCUUCUGGCCGCCCUCUGUUAUUUUUGGAAACCUAGCAGCAAAGAGGUUGACAUAAGCUCAAGCCAGGUUACGCCCAUUAAAAAAUUCUUCACUGGGAAAAUUGGAGACGCCACAAAUGGUUAUAAGGACAUUUCCUACCACAUAAAGGAGGAAAUGGCAAGUCAUUUGGCUCAAAAUGCCUGCGUAUGCCAGGCUGAUGAAGAAACCUUUCACCUACCAUUGUCAAAUCUGCUCUUUCCACACGUGUGGGCUCACAAUCUUGAUCAAGCAUUUUUGGAGCUCCACCCUGAUCCUGAAAGUGUAAAGCAGCACAGAGCUGAUGAGUACAACAACCUUCAAGAAAGGUCCUACAAUCCUGCAGAUGUGCUUAAUGUAGCUGAGGCCAACAGUCCUCUUCAGUAUCCUACCCAAGGGGUGCUGGUGCGACCCCUAAAGACAAUCAUCAUUCCUGGUUUAGCCCUUAAAGAAGAAACAAGAUCAGUUCACAUGGUAUCUUUGACUGCAACACUUGGAAGUUUUGAUGUUGCUGCUAAGGUGGACAUGGUCUCCAUCCAGGGAGUGGGAGAGAAGAACAUGGUUCUGUCGAGUCCUCUUCUCUCUGCUCUGAACAAACAACUGCAGUUUGUCACCUAUACAAACAUCGUGUUUCAUCCGAAGACAGCAGACACAAUUCAGUUUGCAACUAAAGACCACCAGUCAUUUUUCACCAUCAAAAUUGAACACAGAAACAAUCCGAAACUUUACAACUCGGGAUACCAAAAAGAGUACAAUAUUACAGCUCUAGUUACCAUCGCCACCAAGACCUUUCUGCGCUAUGACAAACUGAAAGAUCUCAUUGACAGCAUAAGAAAAUAUUAUCCCACCGUCACUAUUGUGAUAGCAGAUGAUAAUGAACACCCUCAGCCCGUGACUGGUCCUCAUAUUGAACACUACAUUAUGCCAUUUGGAAAGGGUUGGUUUGCAGGUAGAAACCUGGCAGUGUCUCAGGUAAUCACCAAAUAUGUACUCUGGGUGGAUGAUGAUUUCAUCUUUACUGCAAACACCAAGUUGGAGAAGAUGGUGGACAUCCUAGAAAAGACCACCCUGGAUCUGGUUGGUGGUGCAGUCAGAGAGGUGACAGGUUACACUGCAACUUAUCGUCACACCAUAUCGGUGGAGGAUGGCGGAAACGAGGGUGACUGCUUACAUAUCAGACUUGGCUACCACCAUGCCAUCAAAGGAUUUCCCAACUGCGUGGUAGCUGAUGCUGUCAUCAACUUCUUCAUGGCGCGGACGGUCAAAGUGCAGCAGGUUGGAUUUGACCCGCGCCUCGCACGGCAGGCCCAUCUAGAGUUCUUCAUCGACGCUCUUGGCCACCUCCACAUCGGCUCCUGUAGUGACGUCAUUGUGAGUCACGCGUCAAAGAUCAUACUACCCUGGAGUAAAACAGACGUACAAAAGGCCUAUGAAAAAUUCCGCUACUCAUCGUCAGCCACGAAUGCCAAAACUCAUAAUGAAAUCUUCUACUUUAAGAACAGGUUCAAAUGCAUGACCAGUCAAUGAAGUGUGAGAAAUAGUUUUGCUCGGGUAAAAUAAGACAAACUGUUUAUUUUGGCUUUUACUGACAAAAGAACUGGGUGGAUUACCCAGUUAUGAUCUUUGGUAUCCAAGGUUGGUGUUUGUUUUCUUUUUUUUUGUUUUUUAUGUUUGUGGCUUGUAGUGUUUCUAGCAACUCUCUGGAAACUUGUAAAUCGCCUUUUGACUUUUUUCAAAGCUUUUCAAACUGAUUUGCAAAAUGUUGACACUGAAAAGGAAAAUCUUCAGUUACAUAAUAAAUAGCUUCAGCUUGUGAAGCACCGCAUUUUUUUUUUAUUUAUUUUAUUUAAACAGGUUCUAAAAAAAAUGGAGUUAAGAAAAAGGUACGUUGUUGCAAGUCACAAUAUAGCAGCAAGUAUUCUACAGCAAAACAGUUCCAGUUUGAUAAAAAUGGCUUUGUAAACUAAUGCCCAGUGUCACAUGAUUGUUUUUGUUGUUUAAGUUGUUUCAUUUGUAUGUAUUUUUAGUAGGAUACUGUUAUGCCCCACUUAGAAACGAAGUGUUAACUGGGGUGGGGGGGACACAAAGUGAAAAAGAAAACUCCUGAAAAAUGUCAUUAAACAUGAUUUAUUGCACAAAACUACUAAAGUAAAGAUGAACACAGGGAAGCUCUUUUCUUCAGGGUCUCCAAGGCCAAAACAACAAAUAAAACACCCUCUUUAACUAAGAAAUGAACCAAGAACUCUUUAGCCGAAAACAAAAUACAAUGGCUGAGCUCCCUGUCUAGCAAAAGCAGGAGCAAACGAUUGAAACAAAAAUGGCAGAGAACCCCUACCUGCUUCCUCUGUGAUUAACCAAUUACCACUGUAAAGGCACACUGUUGCUCACAAUAAAGAAAGAAAGAAAUGGGGGAAAGUGGAAGGGGCGUGGCGGUUUGAGAUAUGCCGUGGCUGACGAGCUGCAAUACACCUCAGCUGCGGCUCAUGAGGCAGACCUGGAACACAGGAAAGGGAGAAAAAAACUCUCACAGAGGGAGAGCCACUAGAGGUCAGCGACCAUAACAAAUACUCAGGUCAACACUCUUUGUUUUUUCCCUCUCCCCUAAUGUCAGUGAUUUCACAAUAUCCUGCUGCUGUGACUGUGUCUCUAAAUUUAAUCUAUGAAACCUUUAGUCAGUAAUUUACGUAAACAGAUGCUGUCUCUGUCUUUUCUUAACAGUAUUUCUAAAAAUGCUUGUUUAAUAUUUUUUAGAGUGUAUCGUUUGUUUGUUUGUUUGUUUG
Molecule: messenger RNA, 2964 nt
Organism: Pundamilia nyererei
Lineage: Eukaryota; Metazoa; Chordata; Actinopteri; Cichliformes; Cichlidae
Gene: b4galnt1a
Product: beta-1,4-N-acetyl-galactosaminyl transferase 1a
Exons: 11
Coding region: 119-1711 (530 amino acids)
Biological process (GO): ganglioside biosynthetic process
Cellular component (GO): Golgi membrane
Molecular function (GO): acetylgalactosaminyltransferase activity
Source: RefSeq, a predicted model, not a curated record